Messenger RNA from Diabrotica balteata, 930 nucleotides. Lineage: Eukaryota; Metazoa; Arthropoda; Insecta; Coleoptera; Chrysomelidae. The record is from the annotation of a GenBank genome assembly.
CACGAAUGCAACGCGACGAUCAGUCCAAGCACAUUCUUUGUCGUGUGUUCACGACGCUCUGCGUAAAAAUUAGGAAGUAGUGUUUUGUAGUUGUGUUUUAUGUCAGUGAGGACUUAGUGAGUUUUUAUAUACACUGUGAACAGUGAUAAUAAGUGCCUUACAUCAAAAUGGCACUAAAUCAGGAUGAAGCUAAGCAAGUAGUGAGAGUGGAUCAAGAUUCGGAAACAGAUUUACAAGCUCUUUUUGAUAGCGUUUUAAAACCAGAUUCAAAGAGACCUUUACAAGUGCCAUGGAGUAUGAGAAAACUCCCAGACUCAUUUUUUAAUCCUCCGUCAACGGGUUCGAAAUCUAUCAACCACUCUCGCGAAAAUUCAGUGGAUUCCGCUUUUGGGGGUGGUGCAACGGGUGCUACCUCUGUGAAUUCGGUACCUUUACAAACUGCUCAUCACAGGGCUCACAGUUCUCCAGCAUCCCUUCAACAGACUUAUGCUGUAGGACAGCAACAAGCACCAGUUCAUCAUAUAAAACAAAGAUCGUACGACGUGGCCAGUAAAUCAGAAGAUAACACCCCUUUGCCCCCCGGAUGGGAACAAGCUCGCACCCCUGAAGGGCAGGUGUAUUAUUUAAAGUAAGCAAUCUCAUCGAUAUAAUGGUAAGACUCUUGAAUUUUUUCGAUUUCCCUAUUCUGUACGGAUCUUUUUAACAGACGACCCUUAACAGUGUUGCUGGACUCUAUCAAAUGAUUAUAUUCAGAAAAUGAAAUAAAUAGUUAUAAAAUAGUGUUAUAAAAGAAGAAAAUGCUCUUUGUUUCUUCAAAGUCACUACAAUUGAAGCAUCCAAUAAUGACAAAAUUACGCUGAAGCUUUAAGUGAAAAAUAAAUGUUUACAUUACUAUUAAAAUAGCUUUAUGUGUACAUUUUUAAUGUUUUA